UAACCCUAUCCCUAUAUAUACAUAAUAGCAUCAUAUUCAGUCACUUUGGCAGUGUUUCUUCAGACAGCUACUCUGAAUGCAGUUUUAGACAAUUAUAUACCGGUACAAGUACAUUUAUAAGGACUGAUAACUACAGCAUUAAAAGAUCGGGAUUACUGUAAAUAGAAGAAUGGAGAUGAGAGAGCAGAUUUUUACAAAUGUUGAAGUUACAGCAGAUAAUAGAGCUAAUUCCAGUGACAGCAAGCAAUCAAAGGAAGAUGUUGAAGACAAUUUGCAGACCCAGAGGGCUGGAAGCUUCAAGCAUUCUGAGAGCUCAGGAAUCAACAUGGCAGGGAAGAUACUUUACAGACUGACUACAGUGUGUUUGCUGCUGCUGUCUGCAAUCACAGUGCUGUGGAUCAAAUUCAGCAUCCUUAAUACAGACAAACCCAAGCUGGAGACCAGUCACAACAACUUGACUAAGGAGAGAGACCAGUUACAGACCAGUUACCACACCCUGGUUAAAGAAAGAGACCAGUUACGUACCAGUUACAACACCCUGACUAAAGAAAGAGACCAGUUACAGACCAGUUACAACAACCUGACUAAAGAGAGAGAUCAGUUACAGACCAGUUACACCACCCUGACUAAAGAGAGAGAUCAGUUUCAGACCAGUUACACCACCCUGACUAAAGAGAGAGACCAGUUACAAACCAAUUACACCACCCUGACUAAAGAGAGAGACCAGUUACAGACCAGUUACAACACCCUGACUAAAGAGAGAGACCAGUUACAGACCAGUUACAAAAACCUGACUAAAGAGAGAGACCAGUUACAGACCAGUUACAACACCCUGACUAAAGAGAGAGACCAGUUACAGACCAGUUACAACACCCUGACUAAAGAAAAAAAACAGUUACAGACCAGUUACAACACCCUGACUAUAGAAAGAGACCAGUUACAGACCAAUUACAACACCCUGACUAAAGAGAGAGACCGGUUACAGACCAGUUACAACACCCUGACUAUAGAAAAAAACCAGUUACAGACCAGUUACAACACCCUGACUAAAGAAAGAGACCGGUUACAGACCAGUUACAACACCCUGACUAAAGAGAGAGACCGGUUACAGACCAGUUACAACACCCUGACUAUAGAAAAAAACCAGUUACAGACCAAUUACAACACCUUGACUAAAGAGAGAGACCAGUUAAAGAAGCAAAAUGAUGAAUGUCAGAAGUUGGUAACUGGUUCGGGAUGGACUUCGUUUCAGUCCAGACUUUACUUUAUCUCAAUUGAGAAGAAGAACUGGGCUGAGAGCAGAGAGGACUGCAGAAAAAAAGGAGCAGACCUGGUGAUCAUAAACAGCAAAGAGGAACAGAGUUUUGUGGAAAAGCUCAACAAGAAGCCUGGAUAUUAUAUUGGUCUGAGUGACCGUGACACAGAAGGCACGUGGAAAUGGGUGGAUGGAACAGCAAUGAUCACUUCGUACUGGUCAGAUGGGAAUGUCUUUUCAGAUUCGGAAGACUGUGUUGUAAAUGGGUAUGAUGGAAAUACAGGAUGGUAUGACAGACCUUGCAGUGAAAAGUACUACUGGAUCUGUGAAUAAAUUUCUUAGAUAUAAACAUUAAACUAUCAUUACUUACAAUUACACAUAUAGCAACUGUAACCAUACUACUGUAUAUAAUCAGUAACAACUAUAUAAUCUCCUUUGAUUCUAAAAAAAUUAGUCAGAUCCAGUUCAGAAUUAUUUUAUAUGUUAAAAAAGGACAUUAUGAUUAAAUGUAUGGGAGAAAUGUAAGAUUUAAAUGGAAUUAAAUUUAUUUUAAUGAAAUAAAAUAAUAUAUACUGUAUAUUUUAACAAAAUAAUGACCAGCACCUGAUGAAGAUUUUAUAAUAUAAAGUUGAGUCGAUAUUCUCUCAACAUACAGAAGAUUAGAGAAAUAAAACCAAAAUAUUUUGACCUUCAUAAUUCAGACAAUAACUAAAUAAAAAUAUUGCUCUGAAAACGCUUUGGCAUCUGGCUGGGAAAAGUAUAACUUUAACACUGGUUAUAUUUCUAAUGAAUGUAAGUUUUUUUUUUGUUUGUGUUUGCAUUCAGUGUGCUGAAUAAAUGUAAACUCAUAUGUAGGUUUAAGAUUUAUGUUGGGGAAUUUCACAGCAAAAAACAGAGUAUACACAGUAUAAAACAUCCUUUUUCAAUUUGCAUAUGUGCUGAUGGUGAAUGGUUUUAUUUACAUACUCGUGAAUAAAAUAAUAAAAAUAA
Molecule: messenger RNA, 2245 nt
Organism: Tachysurus vachellii
Lineage: Eukaryota; Metazoa; Chordata; Actinopteri; Siluriformes; Bagridae
Product: C-type lectin domain family 4 member M-like
Exons: 5
Coding region: 170-1588 (472 amino acids)
Source: RefSeq, a predicted model, not a curated record